GUCCUCGAUGAGUUUUUGCAAUCUUUGACGCCGGGUUUUGGGACUGGUGAUCAACUAGGAUCUUUGGUCAGUUGCAUCAAAAUCACAAUCCGCCCUCGUUGUCGAAGGUGUACCGUCUCUUUGAUUAGGUACAGAACGUGAAGGAGAAGCGGUUGGAGUUGAGGAGCCGUUCGGUAUACAUUUUGCCCCUUGAAGAGGUUAGCUCCAUGCCCCUGAAAGUGACGUCGCCCGAGGCCAGAUCACCACCAAAAAAAGUCCCGAGACGCGAACACUGCUGUGCUGCGGUAUUAGUUAGAGCAACGGCUGCUCUUGCUGGCGUCCUUGCAGUCGAUAAACACCAAAAUGUCGAGUUUCUCGAGGGGCUCCAUGUCCUUGCGGAGUUUAUAUUUUUCUUUGUCCAUACUUCUCUCGCUCUGCCUUUGCUCAGCGCGUACAGCCGCUGCCUCGAACGACACAUUACUAUGGGGUCCGUACCGACCCAACGUCUACUUCGGCGUACGGCCACGUGUGCCCAACAGCUUGACGACCGGAUUGCUGUGGGCGAAUACGGACAACUUUGCUAGCGCCCAAAACAACUUCCGCUACACCUGCGAGCAAAAUGAGGGAAUGGCCGGCUAUGGCUGGGAAGAGUAUGAUGCCCGGAACGGUGGUCGCCAGGUCAUACAUGAUACAGGGAACAAAAUAGACCUGACUAUUGACUUUGUCAAAGUUCCUGGAGGUCAGAAUGGUGGAAGCUGGGCCGCGAGAGUCAAGGGCACCCCUAGAGAAGACGCCCCACCCAAUCUGAUCACAACGCUCAUAUUCUAUGCUGGCAUGGAAGGUCUAGGGGAAUUGGCAUUCAAGGACGAUGGGUCAGACGCGGACGGGAAAGCCGCGUUACAUGGAUACACAGCUGAGCUUGGGGAAUUCGAUUUCAAUUUCGAAGAACCAUCCGAGAACACACUACCAUACAAGACACACCCGUCCUGGGAUGAGAAGCCCCUCGACAGGCUCCUGACCGGGAGCAUGCAAUUACCGCCGGACGCCCUCUGGCAGGCAAAGAACAUCGUCUUUGCCAGUAUGAAGCAAGAGAUUGACAGGUUUGUGGCACAAUAUGGACAGGAGAAUAUACCACCUCCAUGGGCAGCUUUUACUAUUGCGGAGGAUUCUGGACCGGGAAACUUUCACAUGGUCCAGAAGGUACUCGUCGGCGCGUUCGAGUUCGAUAUCCUGUUCAACUCCGCUUCUGGUCCCUCAGUAUCCUCGCAGUCACUGACAAAAUCCAUCUCUUCAUCAUCAACCGCUUUCAAACAGAAGUUUAAGGAGGUCUUGAAGCCUUUGGCGCCCUUCACGAAACCAGCCUUCACCGACUUCGCCGAGUCCAUGUUCUCAAAUCUCUUCGGUGGCAUUGGUUACUUCUAUGGCGACUCUCUCGUCGACAGGUCUUACGCUCCAGAAUACGACGAGGACAAUGAAGGAUUCUGGGAAGAAACAGCGGAAGCGAGGUCACGGGCCCAAAUCGUCCAAGACCCUCCUGCUGAAUUGUUCACCUGCGUGCCCUCCCGUCCUUUCUUUCCCAGAGGCUUCCUGUGGGACGAAGGUUUCCACCUCCUUCCCAUCGCGGAAUGGGACCUUGAUAUAACCAUGGACAUUGUGAAGUCAUGGUUCAAGCUGAUGGACACAGACGGCUGGAUUGCUCGGGAACAGAUCCUGGGUGCCGAAGCUCGAAGCAAAGUCCCUCCAGAGUUUCAGGUCCAGUAUCCUCAUUACGCAAAUCCACCGACGCUCUUCUUCAUAAUCGAGACGUUGAUGGAGAAAGUGUCAGACCCCAAGUAUGCCGCUCAAAAAGACAGAAUCGAGUCACAACUCCGAGAGCUCUAUCCCCUCCUCAAACGCCAGUACUACUGGUUCCGUCGGACGCAGUUUGGCGACAUCAAGUCGUACGACCGCGAAGCCUUUUCGACAAAGGAAGCGUACCGCUGGCGCGGCCGCAGCCCACAACACAUCCUCACGUCUGGGCUCGACGACUACCCACGCCCUCAACCCCCUCACCCAGGCGAGUUGCACACCGACCUGAUCUCCUGGAUGGGUCUCAUGUCGCGCACAUUACUGCGUCUGGCGACUCUUGUCUCCGAGACGGAAGACAUUUCAGAGUACAAGACCCAGCACACCGCGAUAUUGCGCAACAUCGACGACCUGCACUGGUCGUCCGAGCACAAGGCCUACUGUGAUGCCACGAUCGACGACUACGAAGAUUCCGUCCACGUCUGCCACAAAGGCUACAUCAGUCUCUUCCCGUUCAUGACGGGUUUGUUGCCGUCCUCACACCCGAAUUUGCCGCACAUUCUGGCGCUGAUCUCCUCUGAGUCGGAACUCUGGUCGCCCUAUGGCAUUCGGUCUUUGUCCCGGUCUGACGAAUUUUACGGAACCGAGGAGAAUUACUGGCGUUCGCCGAUCUGGGUGAACAUGAACUACAUGAUCCUCAAGAAUUUGUUGGUUGUCGCUCAGGACACCAAUGCCCCGGCCAAGGUCAAGACCCAGGCUACCAAGAUCUACACGGAGCUUAGGACGAAUUUGGUCAAGAAUGUCUUCGAGCAGUGGGAGCGCACGGGCUUCGCGUGGGAGCAGUAUAACCCGGAGACGGGCGCGGGACAACGUACGCAGCAUUUCACCGGCUGGACGAGUCUGGUCGUGGUCAUUAUGCGGAUGCCGGAUCUUGCUGAUCAGGUUGGCAUUUCGCAUGGCGAGCUGUGAAGAGAUCUUCAGUUUCAGCAAUGCCGGAUAUAGUAGAGUGAAAAGGCGAAUAUGACUGUCCUGCAACUGGGGAAUUUGUGGAACAA
Exophiala viscosa is the source of this 2819-nucleotide messenger RNA. Its product is annotated as mannosyl-oligosaccharide glucosidase. Lineage: Eukaryota; Fungi; Ascomycota; Eurotiomycetes; Chaetothyriales; Herpotrichiellaceae. The transcript has a single exon. Gene Ontology annotation, molecular function: Glc3Man9GlcNAc2 oligosaccharide glucosidase activity. Gene Ontology annotation, biological process: protein N-linked glycosylation; oligosaccharide metabolic process. The record is from RefSeq and is a predicted model, not a curated record. The coding region runs from base 343 to 2733 and encodes 796 amino acids. Gene Ontology annotation, cellular component: endoplasmic reticulum membrane.